AUGAUUAUCGGAGUGAAUGAAAAGAGCCAGCGAAAGACGGGAUUAGAACUAUCCAAAGUGACAAGAAAUAUCCUUCUUUUGAUUUGCAUUUUACUAGGAUUGGCAUACAUUAUGAGAUCAACAUGCUUUCAUAGAUCAGAUGGAUACAUUCAAAGCAGCAUCCAAAUUAAUGAAAAACAAGAAAAACUUGGUGACUCUAUGACACAGCCAAAUAUGGCAGAGGUAACGGAUUUACAUUUUCAUGAUGACAGUCCGAAUUUGCAUAACAAAAAGGAAGACCCGAAGAAGAGAAGAGAUAAUAAGAAAGGUAACUCACUUUUGAAGCUGCCUUGGAUUCGAUUUUUAAUUGCAUUUGGCGUAUUCGUGGCUUUGAAUAUGCUCGUUAUAUGUAUCCACCAUAUUUAUCAAAAAUUGUCCAGCUCUGAAAAGUCAUAUAGGUCAAUUGAGCUGAAUAUUUCUCCGUUUUAA
Molecule: messenger RNA, 468 nt
Organism: Priceomyces carsonii
Lineage: Eukaryota; Fungi; Ascomycota; Pichiomycetes; Serinales; Debaryomycetaceae
Exons: 1
Coding region: 1-468 (155 amino acids)
Source: RefSeq, a predicted model, not a curated record